GAAGUCAAAAAAAUUUUAGCAACGAAGCCAAGAAGGAUUUAGAGACGGGGAAGUAACAUUUCUGGAGGAAAAUUUUUUUUCAAAAAUGAUAAAGGAAUUUGUGGCCCUUUUGGUAGUCGCAGGCAUCGCGGCUAACGCAAUGAGUGUGCACACAGCAAACAAGGACUUCCUCGUGAAACAGAAGAAACUGUAUGACCUUUUGUAUUUCAAAACCUUCGAUAAUGAGCUUUUAGAAUUGGCUAAGAGCUACGAUGUCGGUAAGAACAUCGACUCCUACGAAAAUAAGACUGUUGUCACGGAAUUUCUGAAACGUUUCCAAUUCGGUAUGCUGCCAAAAGGCAAGCUCUAUUCCACUCAGUACAUGAAGAUGCGCGAUGAGGUCACUGCUCUCUACAAUCUUUUCUAUGAGGCCAAAGACUUUGAUACUUUCUACAAAACGGCAAUUUGGGCCAAGAUGCAUCUUAAUGAGAUGAUGUUCUCCUACGCCUACCAAAUUGCAGUUUUCCAUAGACCCGAUACCAAGUACAUUACUCUGCCACCUCUAUACGAAGUCAACCCAUUCUAUUUCUUCGACUCUCAAUUGAUCAACGAUGUUAAAAACAUCAAGAUGAAGUAUGGUACUGCCAAACUUGAGAAGAAUUACUUGGUUUUCGCCAAUUACACUCCCAUGUGCUCGAUGGACACUUAUCUCGAGAGCGACCACAAGCUUAACUACUUUAUGGAAGACAUCGGCUUGAAUUCUUACUACUACCACAUGAGGGCCAUGUUUCCGCUCUUUGUAUCCGACAAGAACCUGAACUACACCAGGGAUGUCCGAGGCGAGAUCUAUCUGUACGGACACAAACUGCUCAUGUCCAGAUACUACAUGGAGCGUCUUUCCAAUGAUCUUGAAGAUGUUGAAGACUUCGAUUGGACUAUGCCAUUUGUUCCUGGAUUCUACAAAGAGAUGGUCCAUCCGAAUGGCGUGAUGUUCCCGCAGCGCGAGAGCUACCAGACUCUACCUUCCUACAAGUACAAAUACAUGAAAGAGGCUAGGGAAGUGGAAUCUCGCAUUAUGGAACUCAUCGACUUUGGUUACGUCUACGGCCUUGACGGUAAACCGGUGGACAUUUACACACCCGCUGGUUACAACGUACUCGGAAACAUCAUCGAGGGUAACAAAGAUUCCUACAACGGUAGAUAUUACAAGAAUUUAGACGUUCUCAUCAGGAAGGUCUUUGGCGCUACCAGGAUGGCUAAUCACAAAUAUGACAUCGUGCCCAACGCACUGGACCUUUACGUCACUAGCAUCAGGGACCCUGCCUUCUACCGUAUCUACAAGAGGAUCGUGAACCUGUACCAAAGGUACAUGGUGAACAUGAAGCCUUACACUCGCGAGCAGCUGAACUUCCCCGGAGUGAAGCUCAACGACGUCGUUGUUGACAAGAUGGUUACCUAUUUCGAUCAGGUCGACAUACCAGUUACCAAGGCUUUGAGUUUCAAGGACCGCAUCGAUGAAAUGUCUUACAGCAUCAAGGCUCGUCAGUACAGACUGAAUCACAAACCUUUCUCCUACACCUUCGACAUUGAGAGUGACAAGGACACCACUGCCCUGAUUCGCAUCUUCUUGGGACCCGCCUUCGACAUUCACGGCAAAAGGAUAAACCUCGAAUCUAGCUGGAUGAAAUAUAUCAUCUUGGAUUUCUUCGAAGUAAACCUCAAGGUCGGCAAGAACAAGAUCGUCCGUAGCAGCACAGAGUCUGUCUUCGUGGUCCCUGACGAACUGUCGAGCGAAGCAUUUUAUGCGAAGCUCCAAAAGGCCAUGGAAGGUAGCGAGCCUUUCGUUUACACGGAGAACAUCUACGGAUUCCCCGACAGAUUGAUACUGCCUAAGGGUAAACCUCAAGGAAUGCCGUAUCGUCUCUUCUUCCACGUGGUAGAGCUGGACAAGACUCAAAUCGUAAACAUGGAGCUUCCCUUAAUGGGCAAACUUUACCAUGAUGAAAAAGGAAUGGGCUAUCCUCUUGACAGACCAAUCUGCAUCUGGGACUUCAUGACCCCUAACAUGUACUUGAAGGAUGUAUUUAUCUAUCACGAAGACAUGAUGCAGGAGGUCGUAAGAGAGAAGAUACAUGAAGACGAGAUUAAGAUGAAGAAGUUACAAGCGAUGAACAAUUAAAUUGUUAUCAUAAGACCGUCAAAAAUACUGCCCUAGUGCUCCUUUAUGGUAGCACUUAAUGAUCUCUACUUUUCGCGAUCAACGGUCGAUACUCAUAUCUGUGAAAUGACUAGAUAAUAAUUUUUGAAAAUAAUAAUUCUUUUUUCAUGCAUAUAAAUACAAAGAAAUUAAGAACAUU
Molecule: messenger RNA, 2336 nt
Organism: Cephus cinctus (wheat stem sawfly)
Lineage: Eukaryota; Metazoa; Arthropoda; Insecta; Hymenoptera; Cephidae
Product: arylphorin subunit alpha
Exons: 6
Coding region: 86-2158 (690 amino acids)
Source: RefSeq, a predicted model, not a curated record